CCGCAGCGGGCCUGCUCGUGUGCGCGUGCGCAUUGGGGCGGCCGGGCAACGCCGGAUCGCUUAGGCGUCGCCCGCUUCAUCCCUCCACCCGUGGGCCGGCAAUGGCGGUCCCAGUUUCGCUUUUCGGUUUGGUGGGGCUGCUGCUUGUGUCUGCGCUGCCCGGGGUCCUAGGAGACCGCGCCAAUCCCGACCUCCGGGCACACCCAGGGAACGCAGCCCACCCCGGCUCUGGGGCCACGGAACCCCGACGGCGACCACCGCUCAAGGACCAGCGCGAGCGGGCCCGGGCCGGGUCGCUGCCUCUGGGGGCGCUUUACACCGCGGCCGUCGUGGCUUUUGUGCUGUACAAGUGUUUGCAGGGGAAAGAUGAAACUGCGGUUCUCCACGAGGAGGCAAGCAAGCAGCAGCCACUGCAGUCAGAGCAACAGCUGGCCCAGUUGACACAACAGCUGGCCCAGACAGAGCAGCACCUGAACAACCUGAUGGCCCAGCUGGACCCCCUUUUUGAGCGUGUGACUACUCUGGCUGGAGCCCAGCAGGAGCUUCUGAACAUGAAGCUACGGACCAUCCAUGAGCUGCUGCAAGACAGUAAGCCGGACAAGGGUAUGGAGGCUUCAGAACCAGAGACCAGCAGAUCUCUUCCUGAGGACUUUUGUUUAAAGGAGGACGAGGAGGAGGUUGGUGACAGUCAGGACUGGGAGGAGCCCACAAACUGGACCACAGAGACAUGGAACCUAUCUACUUCCCGGGAGGUGGAACGGGGGCUACGGAGAAGGUGCAGCCAGACUGUGGCAGAGGGCCCCAGUCACAGCCCUGGCUGGGAAGGAGGGACGACAGCUGAAGGUUGAGUAAAACAAAGUGUUUUUGUGA
This is a messenger RNA of Rhinopithecus roxellana (golden snub-nosed monkey), 870 nucleotides long. It is a transcript of the gene CCDC107, whose product is annotated as coiled-coil domain containing 107. The transcript has 6 exons. The record is from RefSeq and is a predicted model, not a curated record. The coding region runs from base 102 to 848 and encodes 248 amino acids. NCBI's taxonomy places the organism in Eukaryota, Metazoa, Chordata, Mammalia, Primates, Cercopithecidae.